CCAGUCUUUCUCCUUGCCAGUUGGGCCCCUAGAAGAAGAAGAAAAAAAAAGGACAAGAGCUAAGAGUCGCAAUAGCCAUCCUGAUCUUUGCAAAGACGACAGCAACAAAAUUUAUACAAAUCCUCCCCCCUUGAGACUUGCGAUACCAUUAUCUGUCUCUUCUCAGUUGUAUUCCUCUCUCCCUCUCUCUCUCUCUCUCUAUUUUACCUUCUCUCCAGUAUUACCCCUCCCCUCACUGUAUCAUCACCUGGAGAGCAUAUCGCUGUCUCGUCCAGAGAUCUCGUGACAUCCAUAAAUAUUACAGCUUCAUAUCCCCGGAUUCUAUCCCACCAUGGCUUCGUCUGUGUUCUUCAAGUUCAAGUCCCAGAAGGAGCCAUCGCGUGUGGAAUUCGAUGGCACCGGCAUCUCGGUAUUUGAGCUCAAGCGUGAUAUCAUCGUAAAGAGUGGCCUCGGCGACGGUACCGACUUCGACCUCGCCAUCUACUCUCAGGAUGGAACCGAAGAGUACGACGAUGACACUACCAUCAUCCCCCGAGCUACUACCGUGGUAGCGCGUAGGCUUCCCUCCCAGAAACCGGGCGCUGGCCGUGCUGCGCGAUAUGUCUCCGGCAAGAUGCCCGCGAGCGCCAAGAACUCGUCGCGCAGAGAAAACACCGCAAAGGCGCCGAAGCCCACGUCGACCGCCCUCUCCCAGAUGAAUGCCGCGAUGACAGAAGAGGAGAAGAUGAUGGCCAUGUUCCAAGCCCAGUCGGACCAGUGGGACCUUCAACAGGAAGAGAUGUCACAUCAAACGGCAGUGUACAAGCCGGGCGCGAAGAAGCCGGCCAACGUUCCUGAUCACGACCCUCCGAAUGGUUACAUCUGCUACCGAUGCGGACAAAAGGGCCAUUGGAUCCAAGUAUGUCCUACCAACGAUAACCCCGAAUUCGACAAUCGCCCUCGCGUAAAGCGAACGACGGGCAUUCCCCGCUCUUUCCUGAAAACCGUGGAUAAGGCGACACUCCAGCAGACUGGUACAGACGGUGAGGAAGUGAAGCCUCCGGCUGGCGUCAUGGUCAAUGCGGACGGGGAUUUUGUGAUUGCGGAGCCGGACAAGGCCUCUUGGGAGCAGUUCCGGGCCAAGACCCAGUCAUCGGCCGCUGCCCAGAAAGCAGCCUCUGCCGAGGAUAAAGAGCUUGAAGACAAGGGCUUGAUGUGCUCCAUCGACAAGAGGAUGUUCAUAGACCCAAUGAAGACACCGUGUUGUGAGAAGACGUAUUGCAAUGAUUGCAUCACCAAUGCUCUCAUUGAGAGCGACUUCAUCUGUCCAGCCUGCCAGGCCGACGGUGUUCUUAUCGAUGACCUCAAACCCGAUGAUGAAGCAUCUACUAAAAUUCAGGAUUACCUCAAAGAGAGAGAGGCGCCUAGGGCCAAGGAGCGAUCUAAGAGCCCUCCUGCAGCCAAAUCUCCUCAGGCGUCCGUUCCGAAGGAGACUACCAAAGCUGAUCCGCCAAACGGACAGGUAGUAGCGCCCUCCGAGAAGUCCAAAUCGCCAACCUCAGCACCACCAACAAACAAGUCCCCCCCCGUCGAGGCGGCGAAGAAAUCGUCUACCCCCAUCGCUUCACCGGCCCCCAACGAAGCCUCCAAGCCGCAAGAGGCAGCUUCCAAGAAGCGGCCGGCCGAGGAUUUGCUGGAGAAUCCCAAGAUCCCGAAAGCACCCAAGGCCAUGCAACGAGCGCAGGAGGCCAAGGAGGUGCAGAACAUGAUACCCCCAGGCAUGAACGGCAUGUCAGGCAUGAUGCCCAACAUGAUGCAGUUCCCUAUGAACAACAUGGGCAACUUCGCCCCGCCCAUGAAUAUGGCGAUGAUGAUGGGGAUGAAUCCCUUGAUGAACCCGAUGAUGAGUAUGAAUGGAAUGUUUAACCCUCCGGCCUUCCAAGGCAUGAACGGGAAUGGUAUGUUUGGUGGGGGCAAUUUUGGCGGUAUGAACGGCGCUGGAAUGGGCAAUAUGAAUGGCACCGCUGGGAUGAAUGGAGGAUUCAGUAACCAGAAUCAACAGCAACCACCUCGACCUAAUUUCACAACACCUAAUAGUGAUAAUGAUGCCUAUUUUCGCAAGCCUGUAAACCCAGGUCGUCACCAGAAUCGACAACGAAGGGUUCGGCCUAGCGAUUAUAGGGAGUUGUGAAGCUGAGCAGAGCCGGCUUUCUCGUUUCCGCGGACGCGAACACUCACUCACCAGUUGCGUGUU
This is a messenger RNA of Durotheca rogersii, 2233 nucleotides long. RefSeq names its product DWNN-domain-containing protein. Gene Ontology annotation, cellular component: nucleus. Bases 332 to 2170 code for a protein of 612 amino acids. Gene Ontology annotation, biological process: protein ubiquitination; ubiquitin-dependent protein catabolic process; mRNA processing. Lineage: Eukaryota; Fungi; Ascomycota; Sordariomycetes; Xylariales; Xylariaceae. Gene Ontology annotation, molecular function: ubiquitin protein ligase activity; zinc ion binding; nucleic acid binding. The transcript is spliced from 3 exons. The record is from RefSeq and is a predicted model, not a curated record.